Messenger RNA from Dalotia coriaria, 2274 nucleotides. Its product is annotated as glucose dehydrogenase [FAD, quinone]-like. Lineage: Eukaryota; Metazoa; Arthropoda; Insecta; Coleoptera; Staphylinidae. The coding region runs from base 171 to 2189 and encodes 672 amino acids. The transcript is spliced from 4 exons. The record is from RefSeq and is a predicted model, not a curated record. Gene Ontology annotation, molecular function: flavin adenine dinucleotide binding; oxidoreductase activity, acting on CH-OH group of donors.
GUCUUGGUCGACUUACACUUCCUUUAAAUGUGUGCGCGUGUAUAAUAUACGCGUGUGUUUGCGGAUGCGAGACAGGUGUAUAUCAACCUGACUGCGCACGUCCAACGGUCAGUCGGAGUUGUGCCCAGAAAGUAUACAGAGCUCCGAUUAAAAAAAAAACAGACCCAAACAUGAAAAAAAUUAAAUUAAAGUGCAUCACGACAACAACCCUUAUUUGGGUGGUAGUCACAUGUUUGUGUUGGAUUGGUCCAGUGGUGGGUCAACAGGAUGAAGAUCUGGUCACGGAUUACGAGGGGCAGGUGAACGUGGACAUCCUAAACCGGUUAAACAAGAUCGCCACGGAUUACGAGCGAAUGAUGAACCGGAACGGGAAGUUUCUCUUCUGGCAGAGGUUCUAUCAACAACCCUAUGAGAGACCCAUUGUGGAAUAUAGACCUAUUCCCGUAAUGCCCAAAUUCGAGACCUAUGACUUUGUGGUUGUGGGUUCCGGGUCCGCAGGGUCAGCCCUGGCCAAUAGACUUUCAGAAAACCCCAACUGGAAGGUCCUUCUAUUGGAAGUAGGAAAACAACCUAGUUUCAUCACGGAUAUACCUGGGAUCUGUGCUACCUUCCAGAUGACUGAUUACAACUGGGGAUAUCUGAUGGAAAAACAAGAUAAUAUGUGUUUAGGUCUCGAGGGACAAAGAAUGGCUUGGCCCAGGGGUCGUGCCCUUGGAGGUUCCUCCAUAAUCAACUAUAUGAUCCAUGUCAGGGGUAACCGUCGUGAUUAUGACCGUUGGGCUGCUAUGGGUAACCCAGGUUGGUCCUACAAAGACGUCCUCCCUUAUUUCAAAAAACUAGAAGAUAACAAUGUGAGAUAUACAGAUCAGACUUAUAGGAAUCGAGGUGGGCCCAUAAGUGUUCAGGAUGUACCCUUCCGGUCACAGGUGGUAGACGCCUAUGUGAAAUCCUGCAUGGAAGCAGGUCAUAAAUACGUAGACUACAAUGGUAAACGUCAAAUGGGUGUCUCCUACGUUCAAGCCACAACUAGACGUGGUAUAAGAGCAAGUGGGGAAUCUGCUUAUCUAAGACCCAUUAGGGACCGACCCAAUUUGACAAUCCUAACUGAAUCAAGAGCUACUAGAUUAAUCAUAGAUGAUAAUUUAAGGGUUACAGGAGUACAAUAUGUGAGAAACAGACAAUUCCAUUAUGCCAAUGUGACCAAAGAGGUCAUCCUCUCAGCUGGGACCUUCAACUCACCUCAAUUAUUAAUGUUGAGUGGUAUAGGUCCAAAAGACCACCUUCAGGAAUUAGACAUCCCUGUUUUAAGGGACCUGCCUGUAGGUCAAAAAAUGUACGACCAUGCUACAUAUCCAGGAGUAAUAUUCACAAUCAAUGAAACCCUAUCAAUCAAUUAUGCAGAUCUUACAGCUCCAAGAAGUAUGAUCCAACUACUAAAUGGUCAAGGACCUUUGACCAGUAUAGGAGGAGUAGAAGCUCUUACUUAUAUCAAGACCAAUAUUAGUAGAGAUGCAGAUCCCAAGUAUCCAGACAUGGAACUCAUCUUCAUAGGAGGGUCAUUCGCUACGGAUUACGGGUUGGUCUAUCGGAGAACAUUUAGGAUCUCAGAUGAAGUCUACAAUGCUCUCUGGAAACCUCUGGAGAGGAUCGCGAGGCAAACAUGGACAGUGUUUCCUAUGCUGGUACAUCCCUAUAGCACGGGUAGUGUUAAACUCAAGAGUAAGAACCCUUAUCACUGGCCCAGGUUGUAUGGGAACUUUUUUACUGAUCCGGAAAACUUGGAUAUCAAGACUUUUAUUGCUGCUAUACGUGAAGUCCAACGCAUAAGCAACUCCCCAACCUUCCAACGCUUCAACUCCCAGCAAGUAAAAACCAAGAUCCCCGGCUGCCGCCACCACGAAUGGGACACAGACGCCUACUGGGAGUGCUCCCUACGUCACAUCACCGGCACCCUCCACCAUCAAGUAGCCACAGCAAAAAUGGGCCCCGCUUCCGACCCCGAAGCAGUCGUCGACGCCAAACUAAAAGUCUACGGUAUCCAAGGUCUACGCAUCGCAGACUGCAGCAUCAUCCCGCUACCAUUAACCGCACACACCAACAUACCCGCAAUGAUGAUCGGCGAAAAGGCCGCUGAUCUCAUCAAGGAAGAAUGGGCCAACGCACAGGGCACAUUCGACCCGAGAGCAUAAACAUAAUAAUAAUAAUGUGAUAUUUUUAAAACCGUUUUAUUUUAAGCAAUAUUAAUAAUAAUAAAUGAAUUUUUUACUGACUCAA